Messenger RNA from Camellia sinensis, 933 nucleotides. NCBI's taxonomy places the organism in Eukaryota, Viridiplantae, Streptophyta, Magnoliopsida, Ericales, Theaceae. The record is from RefSeq and is a predicted model, not a curated record.
AUGACCAUGACACCUCUAGACUUCGCUGUGUUGACCGGCCUAGACAUAGGAGGUUGGUCCAUCCCCUAUGACGAGGACAUGGGCGAGUGGGAGGCCGCUUGGACAUAUCUGCUGGGGGCUCGCCUGCCUGUUGACAAGGUUUCUGGGAGAGUCCGAUAUACUUGGUUCUCUUCCCAUUUCCGGCGGGCGGAGAUGGUGCCCGAGACUCCUGAGGAGACGGAGCAGUACGCCCGUGGUUUCCUUAUGUUCCUCUUCGGGACUACCCUGUUCGCCGAUAGAGGGAACACAGUCGGGCUAUAUCUGUUGAGCGCUCUGGUUGACCUAUCACAGGUCAGUCGAUAUGACUGGGGUGGCGCCGGCCUGGCUACCCUUUACUUUUAUAUGAGCGCCACUUCCCGCGGGCGGGGAGACUUACUUGGCGGUUACUGGCGAGCCUGUGAGCUAUGGGUCUAUGUAUACUUCCCAGCAUUAGCCCUAGAGUUGGAGGUGGCAGGACCCCCCAUGACCCCAUAUUCACUGGUGUUCGAAGGCCCGCACCGGCCGAGACCCCGAGAGACCCUCAUUUAUCUGCGACAGUAUUUUGACACUGUGCGCCCAUCGGAGAUUACAUGGCAGCCUUGGGCACCCUUGGGCGAUGGUCUUCGAUUUCAGUAUCCCGGAGGAUCGGGCACCUCCCAGUACAGGUUUCUGCUCGAAGGACCUAUUCCGCUAGAGCCUCCACUUCCUGACCAUAGAUAUGUCAAGGAUCCUGAUUCACCACCGCCUCCGGCUGAGUAUGUGGACGAGAUUCUCGGGGUGAUGGCCGCACUUGAGGGCAUGGUUCUUCGGAGAGAGACACACCUAUCUGUUAUGGGUGUGCAGAGCAUAUCCGGCACACACCCUACUCAUAUACUGUACUCGUAUCUGAUUUUCAUAUUUGAACUGAUGUAUUGA